GGACACGACCUUCACCUUAUCCCGCCUUGUUGCUGCUAUAACCCAAUUAUUCUUCCAUGACAUCUAUAGGUACAGGGUAUGAUCUUUCGGCAAGUACAUACUCUCCAGAUGGACGCAUAUUCCAGGUAGAAUACGCAAACAAGGCAGUUGAGAACUCAGGAACUGCAAUUGGACUGCGCGUCAAGGACGGAGUCGUUCUAGCAGUCGAGAAGCUCGUACACUCAAAGCUUUUGGUUCCAGGAGUGAAUAGGCGCAUUCAAACAAUUGAUAGACAUAUUGGCUUAGCUACCGCUGGUUUGCUUGCUGAUGGGCGCCACAUCGCAAGAGUAGCGAGUGAAGAGGCACGCGGGUCGCGUGAAUAUCAUAAUGGACCCGUAUCGAUCGAGCCUAUCGCCAAACGUGUAGGGGGAUACGUUCAGGCGUACACUUUGUAUUCAUCUGUCCGUCCAUUCGGCAUCAGCACGAUCCUGGGGGGCGUUGACAAGAACGGCCCCGCUCUAUUCGUCGUAGAGCCAAGUGGUGUAUUCUACGGUUAUCAUGGUGCAGCAGUAGGCAAAGGCCGGCAAUUGGCGAAGACCGAACUAGAGAAGCUAAAGCUGUCGGAACUCUCUACAAGGGAAGCUGUCUUGGAAGCUGCCAGGAUCAUCUACCUCGUGCAUGAUGAUGCCAAGGAGAAGGAGUUCGAGUUGGAGAUGUCAUGGAUUGGGGAUGAGACUGGUGGUCGGCAUGUGCCUGUGCCUCAGGAUUUGUUCGAUGAAGCAGAUCGGAAAGCAAGGGAGGCACUAGAGACCUUCGAGUAGUCUGGUUGCGAUUGUAUUUGUAAAACAUCGUCGAUUUUGUCUGCAGCGGAAUGUCACUGUUAAGUUCGCCUACUGA
Molecule: messenger RNA, 876 nt
Organism: Heterobasidion irregulare TC 32-1
Lineage: Eukaryota; Fungi; Basidiomycota; Agaricomycetes; Russulales; Bondarzewiaceae
Product: threonine protease
Exons: 7
Coding region: 57-800 (247 amino acids)
Biological process (GO): ubiquitin-dependent protein catabolic process
Cellular component (GO): proteasome core complex; nucleus; proteasome core complex, alpha-subunit complex
Source: RefSeq, a predicted model, not a curated record